GAACCGGAAAUCCCAGUGUUUUGAUAACGGCUGCGGAAGAAGCUGUCAUUUGCUCUCCUUUAGUCCAAGCAGGAGUUUCCCUACAAAACCGAAAGGAAUUAAACAACAAAUGUAACAGUUUGACAGAAAGUCGAAAUGGGAAUUACACUAAGACACCCUCUUGGUGUUAAACCGUCAAAAGCGCUUCUGUUGUUGCCUUUUCUGUUGACAUUCGUGCUCGUCGGGAGCCAAGGCGAGAGCAAUGCAAUGGACAACGUCGCAACUGAGAGGAUGGCUGAGGAGAGCCAUCGCCAGGACAGUGCCAAUCUUCUCAUAUUCAUAAUGCUCUUAACACUCACCAUUUUAACUAUAUGGUUGUUCAAACACCGGCGAUUUAGGUUCCUGCACGAAACAGGACUCGCCAUGAUCUAUGGCCUGUUGGUGGGUGUGAUCCUGCGGUUUGGUGUCCACGUGCCCCAGAGCAUGAGUGACUUGGUCCUCAGCUGUGCAGUCAACGCCAGCCCUGCUACUCUGUUGGUCAACGUCAGCGGCCGGUUCUACGAGUACACUCUGAAGGGGGAAGUCAGCCGGAGCAAAGGGCACCAAGUUCAGGAUGAUGAGAUGCUGAGAAAGGUGACCUUUGACCCAGAGGUGUUUUUCAACAUUUUGCUGCCUCCCAUCAUCUUCCACGCUGGUUACAGUCUGAAAAGGAGACAUUUUUUCAGAAACAUUGGCUCCAUCCUGGCAUAUGCUUUCAUGGGAACAGUUGUAUCAUGCUUUGUUAUUGGGUUGAUCAUGUAUGGCUUUGUUUCCUUCAUGAAAGUUGUGGGUCAGCUAGCGGGAGAUUUUUACUUUACUGAUUGCCUCUUCUUUGGGGCCAUUGUUUCGGCAACAGACCCAGUGACAGUGCUGGCUAUCUUCAAUGAGCUCAAGGUGGAUGUGGACCUGUAUGCUUUACUCUUUGGGGAGAGUGUCCUCAAUGAUGCUGUGGCCAUCGUCCUCUCUUCCUCCAUUGUGGCGUACCAGCCUGCGGGAGACAACAGCCACAGCUUCGAGGCCAUGGCUAUGCUGAAAUCCUUCGGCAUCUUCCUGGGUGUCUUCAGUGGAUCCUUUGCUCUUGGAGUGGCUACUGGACUCUUGUUUUUUUCCUUGACGUUCAGUUUUGAUCACGUGACCAAGUUCACUAAGUUGCGGGACUUCCCCUUGCUGGAGACGGCUCUCUUUUUUCUCAUGUCCUGGAGCACUUUCCUGUUGGCUGAGGCCUGCGGGUUCACAGGUGUGGUAGCUGUGCUCUUCUGUGGGAUCACUCAGGCUCACUACACCUACAACAAUCUCUCCCCGGAAUCUCAGGACAGGACCAAACAGUUGUUUGAGCUGCUGAACUUCCUGGCAGAGAACUUCAUCUUCUCCUACAUGGGUCUGACUCUCUUCUCCUUCCAGUCACAUGUUUUCAACCCUUUGUUCAUCAUUGGAGCCUUUGUGGCAGUGUUUCUGGGCAGAGCAGCAAACAUCUACCCUUUGUCCUUCCUGCUCAACCUGGGCCGCAAGAACAAGAUCGGGUCCAACUUUCAGCACGUCAUGAUGUUUGCAGGUUUGCGUGGGGCGAUGACCUUUGCUCUUUCCAUCCGAGACACAGCGACGUACGCUCGUCAGAUGAUGUUUUCAACUACCCUCCUCAUUGUCUUCUUCACUGUCUGGAUCUGCGGCGGCGGCACCAUGCCCAUGCUGUCAUUCAUGAGCAUACCGGUGGGUGUGGACUCUGAUCAAGAAAACUCUAGUUCUGCGGUGUUGGAUGGGACACAGCGGAGGAACACCAAACACGAGAGCGCGUGGCCCUUCAGGAUCUGGUAUAACUUUGACCACAACUACCUGAAACCUCUCCUGACCCAUAGCGGUCCUCCUCUCACUGCUACUCUGCCUGCUUGUUGUGGACCGCUGGCACGAUGCCUCACCAGCCCACAGGCCUAUGAGAAUGAAGGUCCGCUCCAUGACGAUGACUCUGACUUCAUCCUGAACGAUGCCAACGUGAGCUCCAUGUACGCCGACGUCACCGUCAGCACAGACGCAUCAGGAUCCCACACUAUAAACCGCAAACGCUCCACCGCCAGCAUCGGGGGCGGCCCGUCUGAUGAGGGUCUGGAUCACGAGCUCGCCCUGGCGGAGCAUGAGGUUGCAAUCAGGGGCACCCGUCUGGUCCUGCCGAUGGACGACCCAGUGGAGCCCCCGACCACCGUCACCCUGCCCCCGCCGCCCUCCCCGCCACGCUCUGACCCUCGCAGACACAGACUGUAAGACGGCUUGCACUGUCAGGAUGUUUUGUUUCAAAAAUCUCAAAUCAUCUAAGCUGAUUUCACAAGAAAACAAUCUGUUAGUUGAUUUGGUUGGAUUUUUGAUUGAAAUGUCAAACUGUUGUUGUCCCAUGUUGACGCUGCCACCUUUCCCCUCUUAACAUUUUUAAAAUAGUCUCAGCUUUCUGACAAACUUGAGGCGUGUUUGAUUUAACUCACCAUUUAGGUGGAUUACUGUAAUCCUGAAUGCGAAUGCACUGUAUGUAAGGUAAGGUACUGUAAAUCGAGAGCACCUCAAGCUUACUAACUUAAAUCAGGUGAGAUGCACAUUUAGCCAGUAUUUGAGGCUAAAAAAUGGGGCAGUAGUAUGUGCUCCUAUGUUUGUACUACUGUGGCAAUAUGCCAGUGCUGUUAUCUAUGCUCUGUAAAAGCCCCAAACACCCUGACCGUGCGUGGCAAACCCUAAAACAGUUUAAUAUGCAGUUUACACUUUUCAAUGUGGUGAAGUUGCUCCUGACAAAAGGUCCUGUAUCUGUCUAGCUUCUGUAUUUGUAUGACGGCCUACAGUAUCUAACAUUUAGGGCAGUUCACAGUUACCCUGACACUUUGCUCUGGUACUACUUAUGACAAUUCGUUGCUAUUAAAGAGCAUUUAGACUACAGUUAUAUUACUAAUCUCACUAACUGAGUUAUCUUUUCCUGCAUCCCGUGUGUUUGCCUCCGGCUCAGUUGGUGGAGAAGGUUCAAAGGGGUGAAACCAAGGAUUUUGAUUGGAGGUAGCAACUAGGCAAGGACAUUGAGACUUGUGAUGAGAGUACUGGGUUUUUAACUUUAAAAGACAUCAAAUAUUUGCUACAAGAUCGUAGGUAGAGCUGCAGCAGUUAGCAGAUUAAUUUAUUAAUUGAUUGACAGAAACUUAAUUGGCAACCAUUUUUACACUCCAGUCAUGCGAUCAGUUCUCUUAUAUCGUAAUAUUUCAAGCAAAAAUACCAACCACUCUCUGGUUUCAGCUUCUCAGAUGUGAGGAUUUGCUACUUUUCGUUAUGACAGUGAAUUAAACAUCUUUGGGUUUUGAACUGUUGGUUGGACAAAACAAAUUGAAGAAUUUACCCUGGACUUGGAGAAAAUGUAAAUGGAUUUUUCACUAUUUUUUUUUUUUUUUUAGAGAACAAUAAUCCCAUAGACUGAACAAUUAAUUGAUUAUUUAGGAAAAUAAUUGUCGGAUUAAUGAAAAUAAACUUUAGUUGCAGCUCUAAGGCUCUGUAAAUACAAUAAGGCCAAAAAACAACCAAAAAACUCAAACUGUUUUCACGACAGUGUCCAGAGCAUCUCCAUUAUCCUAAAUUUUAGCACUGCCUGCAUCUUCUCCUCUUAAUCGGUCUUUUUACGUAUUGAUUUAUUUAUUUAACACAAAAUGAUUUAUUUAUGUAAUGAUUUAUUUUGUUUAUUUAUUUAUUUAUUUGUUAUUUUGUAGUGUGACAUUAAUGAUUAUCUUGCCCUGUUUUUAAUUAAUAGGACUGCUUGGUGACGAAAGGCUGUUGUUGCGAACCUUUUCCUAAAAAGCACUAUGACUCUUCCCACUGAAGGUACAUUGUACAGCAGGGAAGUCACGAGGGAGGUGGAUGUUCAUUCCAGGAGUUUGUCGUCCUCUACAGUGUGUGCAUGUUAAAACAAUAUCUCCUUCCCAUACUGUAGCAGACGCUUGUACUUUAUACUCGGAAACUAGAGCUUCCCUGUGUGUGAGUUUUACGUGUGUGUGUGUGUGUGUGUGUGUGUGUGUGUGUGUGUGUGGUGUGUGUGUGUGUGUGUGUGUGUGUGUGUGUGUGUGUGUGUGUGUGGGGCUGAGGCUGAGUGUGUGGCUGAUCUGGCCAAAUCAACUGCUGUGGUUAUUAGGGCUAAUGUCUUUCUGGGUUUUCUGUCGUCAUCUGGUUUAAUCAUCUUUAAAUGAAAAAAAAAAAAAAACUGCCAUGUCUCUGUGAUGUUGUAUCAUCAAAGAUGACUGAGGGCUGGCUGAACUGUUCUGAAUUAAAGUGCCUAUUCAUAAAUUGAAUUAACUAAUGUAGAUUUGUACAUAUUUGAUUUGCUAAUGUGAAGUAAGAUGAUCUUUUUGGUUUUUAUAUGACACUAAACCCUUUGAUGUUAUAUAUUGUAUUCCCAGUAUAAUUAGGCCAUUAGGCGAGUGCCUGCAUUUUAAUAUUUGUCUUAAACAGUGCAAACUAAAAUAUUAUACUAAUUAAUGGAAAAAAAACUCUUAAUAUUUUGUCAGAUAUAAUCUUUUUGUGUACUUUUGGAAACUGUAUACUUUGUCAAAAAAGUACAUGUGGCUUUUUAAAUGAAACAAUUAAGAACUCAAUUUGAAUUUGAAGGUGAAGGGAAAGAUAUAAUAGUAGUACACAGGAGGAUGACACAGACUUUUUACUGAUAAAUUGUCGGUUUUGCACCUUUUUUGGCAAUUAGGCUCGUCUACUUUGUUCCCAUCUCAAUGAGAGGCAUUUUGCACCAUGUUAUCUCCUUAGAUCCUUGUUUGUUCUGUUUUCUGCUGAGCAGGCCCAUCUAACAUAGCAAGGCAAAUUUUUAUGACUGAGGUAGAAAAUAAUUCCUGGUCAAAAUUAUAUUUUUAAAUGUGAAAAUGUUUGUUUUAAUUGUAUCAACAUGAUCUUCAAGCAGUAUUCUUAAUAUGAGGUUUGGUGUCUGUAUAAUCACCCAGACAAAUGAACAUGAGUGAAUUUGCAUUUGUUUUCUUUUAGUAAAGUACUCUUUGAUUUUCAUUUGUUUGCUAAAUGUAUUUGAACCAUAAAACUUUGUUUGUAUGGGAAUUUUGAAGAAACAGUUGUAACCUUACAAUAGCAGCCACAACUAAAAACCUGAAAAUGUUAGACUAUGUUUCUGCUGUUUGUAGAAACUGUACAUGACAGUUAUAUUUGUGAAAAGUACACCUGCAAUAGGCCUAUAUGUGAAUGUUUUUAAAAUGUGAACUUACGUUGAAGGGAAAAAUAAUCUCAUAUUUAAUAGAUUUUUUCCCUGUGUAGUCCUCAAGUUAUUAACAGUGUCUUCUAAGUCAGACAUCUUGCGAGUGUACUGGAAAUAAAUAAAAACAACUCGUGAAAUUGA
Molecule: messenger RNA, 5377 nt
Organism: Seriola aureovittata
Lineage: Eukaryota; Metazoa; Chordata; Actinopteri; Carangiformes; Carangidae
Product: sodium/hydrogen exchanger 6-like
Exons: 16
Coding region: 136-2271 (711 amino acids)
Biological process (GO): sodium ion transport; regulation of pH; proton transmembrane transport
Cellular component (GO): recycling endosome; membrane
Molecular function (GO): sodium:proton antiporter activity
Source: RefSeq, a predicted model, not a curated record